AUGUGCCGGUCACGCUGCCUCGCGCCGUUUCUCCCACUGGUGCUGCUCCUGCUGCUGUUGGCGAUACACUGUGCCGGUGGGUGUCUUGCUGCCGCUCCCGCCCUGAGGCACCGCUGCAACUUCGAUGAAGUGAUGCGGAAGAACGGCCCACUGCCGAUGGUGGUGGUGCGUGAGGUGCCGCGCAAGCGACAGGGCACGAUGCAGGCGUACACCGCCACCACAAAGGAAGAUGAAGGUGACUGGAAGCCCAUCCGCAUCAGGGCUUUCGUUGUUGGUCUGAACGACACUAGCAUGACCUGCAUGAAAGCGGGGAAUGUGGUUUGGGCCUACGGUGGAAAGACGAAAUGUGAAGAGACGCACGUGUUGACGGAUGCGAAGAGAAAGAUCCUUGAAGAUUCUCUUCUUCCCAGAGCCAUCAAGCUGCAUACCGACCGACUCCUUGUCAAACCCAUAAAUGGCAAAUUGAUUGUGCCAAGUGAGUUGUGUCUGUUGCUGAAACGGAGACAUGUGCCCAAGGAGCACAUGACGGAGGGCGUGCCCGACGCCGAUAUGGUUCUGUACGUUUUUGCGGGGCCAGCGAGUGGAGCCAUUGCAUGGGCUUCCUCGUGUGCUCUACUGCACGAUGGUCGGCCGUUUGUCGGUGUUGUGAACGUUGAUCCCCAGUACAUAGACGGAGAGUCUGUCGAUCGUGUUGUUGCACAUGAGAUUGCGCAUGCUCUUGGAUUUGAUUUUCGAAACCUGCAAAGGAGGGGCCUUGUGUCCUCCAAGUAUGGCGUGCGUGGGAAGCCCUCGGUGAUGAUGGUGACUGGACACAACGUUAAGGAGAAGGCGGCAGCGCACUUCAACUGCGAUUUGCUCGAGGGCAUGGAGCUGGAGGACCACCCCUUGAAGAGCGCGGGAUCCCACUGGGAGCGACGCAAUGCGCUGGGCGAACUGAUGGCUCCCGGGUUCGGCGUCGGUCGCUACACGAUACUGACGAUGGCGGCGUUUGAGGACCUCGGCUACUACAAGGCUGUGUGGGGUAUGGCGGAGCCGAUGUCGUGGGGCAACAACUCUGGCUGCGAGUUUCUGGAGAAGAAGUGCACGGAGAUCAACAACCCUGCCACUGCCUACCCUCACAUGUUAUGCGAUGCCUCCGACAACGCGACGCUUCGCUGCUCAACUGAACGCCACUACGUCGGGAGGUGCACCGGGAAUGUUGUGGAUGGCCCACCGAGCGCAAGGGACAAGUGCCCCGUCGUCUCGUCGCUUUAUACUUCAUCCAAGAAUGGGGGUUCAGUUCUCAGCAGGUGCUCGGAUGGGAGCGUUGCGUCUCUCCCGGGGUCGCUGACUGGC
Molecule: messenger RNA, 1335 nt
Organism: Trypanosoma rangeli
Lineage: Eukaryota; Euglenozoa; Kinetoplastea; Trypanosomatida; Trypanosomatidae
Product: surface protease GP63
Exons: 1
Biological process (GO): cell adhesion; proteolysis
Cellular component (GO): cytoplasm; membrane
Molecular function (GO): metalloendopeptidase activity
Source: RefSeq, a predicted model, not a curated record